This is a messenger RNA of Platichthys flesus (European flounder), 2801 nucleotides long. RefSeq names its product T-box transcription factor TBX3-like. The record is from RefSeq and is a predicted model, not a curated record. NCBI's taxonomy places the organism in Eukaryota, Metazoa, Chordata, Actinopteri, Pleuronectiformes, Pleuronectidae. Gene Ontology annotation, cellular component: nucleus. The transcript is spliced from 7 exons. Gene Ontology annotation, molecular function: RNA polymerase II cis-regulatory region sequence-specific DNA binding; DNA-binding transcription factor activity, RNA polymerase II-specific. Gene Ontology annotation, biological process: positive regulation of DNA-templated transcription; regulation of transcription by RNA polymerase II; cell fate specification. The coding region runs from base 163 to 1833 and encodes 556 amino acids.
GAGACAAAACAUCCAGCUGAAAAAGUAUUGACGUUUUUACUUUAAUGCGUUUUUGUGAUUUUUAGAUAUGUUAUGGGGUUGUUAGGAUAUGUUUCUCCAGCGGGUAUCAACGUGGCGUAAAAUUAUAGUCGUGCGUAAAAUUUAGUUUUUCCUUUGACGACCAUGCGCAGUUUCUCUGAGCCGUGCGUCCCAGGCGCAGCCCCACACGCUUUUCCAACAAGAGCCGGAGAUUCGCCCCUUCGAGGGACUGUCCUGGCCGGACACCCGCUGAUCUCAGCCAUGACUUUAUCCCCUCGAGGGUCUCCAGAGCCCCGCUUGGAUCCGAUGAUUCACACAUCUCCUCCGGGUCAGUCUGAGAUUUUGUGUCGGCCUCACGAAAUUCUGGAGGGAGGGGAGAUGCAAGAUGAUCAGCCCAAAGUUUAUUUGGAGGCCGGCGACCUUUGGAGACAAUUCCACAAACGCGGCACUGAAAUGAUCAUUACCAAGUCCGGGAGGCGCAUGUUCCCGCCGCUCAGGACCAGGUGCGUCGGGAUGGAUAGAAAGGCCAAAUACAUUCUCCUGAUGGACAUCGUGGCGGCCGAUGACUGCAGGUACAAGUUUCAUAACUCCCGCUGGAUGGUGGCAGGGAAGGCGGACCCGGAGAUGCCCAAACGCAUGUACCUCCACCCGGACAGUCCGGCCACGGGGGAGCAGUGGAUGUCCAAAGUGGUCAACUUCCACAAACUCAAACUGACCAACAACAUGUCGGACAAACACGGAUUUACAAUCCUCAACUCGAUGCACAAAUACCAGCCGAGGUUCCACAUAGUGAAGGUGAAUGACACCCUCAAGCUGCCGUACAGCACCUUCAGGACGUAUGUCUUCUCUGAGACUGAGUUCAUCGCAGUGACAGCGUAUCAGAACGACAAGAUCACGCAGCUGAAAAUAGACAACAAUCCUUUCGCCAAGGGAUUCAGAGAAAUGGGCAACGGGAGAAGAGAAAAGAGGAAACUACAACAUUCAUCACAAAAACCUAAAGAGAUGCGGAUGACCAACCUGAAACCUGAACCUAUUCAAGAUUCACCUCCACAAUAUCCCGGUAAUCCUGAAUCUCCAGAUGCAGAUGAAAGUGAUGUUGAUGAAAAUGAUCAUUUUGUGGACAUUCUUCAAGAGAAGAAAGAAACGAAACCAGGGCCAAAGAGUUCCAUCACAGGCAGCAGGGUACAGACUCUAGAAAGAACUCAGAGAGAAACCGACUCAAGAAGCAGCCGCGUUCUCAGUACAACAGCUGAUGGAGCGAGUGGAUCUGAGCCUCAAGACUCCGAGAAGGAACAAAUGUGCAAAUUGCACAGUAACGUUGCUCAGAGUUGUGUUUAUCCACUGGAAUCAAACAGCCACCUGUGGGAUCCGAGCAACCCCAUCAGUGUAUACAGCUCUGCUCAGGUGAACACCUGGAACAGCUGCAGCGCUGUGGACAGAGCGGCAUCAUGUGGACUGAACCCGGCAGCAGCCUUCAGGACGCCAUCAGCUGCAGGGUUUCCCUUCAGCCUCCAACAACACGCACUGGUGCAGGACCUGUUGGGUCUUUCCCACUUUGGAGGCCUUGUGUUUUAUCCUCACACCAGCUUGUCUCUACGGUCCAAAGAAGAUUUCAGAGCCUGCCCGAGUGUCCACAGCCGGGACUACUUCACCUAUCCGAUGUUAUCUUCAUCUGUUCCUCGUGUGAUUGGCGGCGGAUUGAAAUAUCUCAUCCCUGAUCUGCUAAUGCUUCCCACAACAGAGCAGGAGAACUUGGUUGAUGAUGCGGACAUUGACUGCAGUGAGGACGAGUCACAAAUAGGGAGACAAUUCUGAUCUAAUCUUAAAUGGAGUUACUGCUGCUCUGAAAUGUCCCUGCAUGAGUUGGACCCACUCCCAGCAACACACUUGAAAGGCUCUUCUGUGAAUGUCAAAAUUAAAAUUGAGGGUCAGCUUGCAUUUUGGUAAAGUCUGUAUCUUCCUGAAAAUGUGACCCAAGGUUGAAUCACUGUUUUGAUGAAAUUAGCUUUAUUUCAACAAAAUGUAGCUGAGUUUGUAAAUAAUAUCCUAAAUUAUUAUAUAAUUAAAAUGCCACUUGGUGGAUGACAUGCAAGCUGAAUUUAUGUAUUUUCUAGAGUCAGAAAAUGUCACACCUUUAAAAAGGUCCAGUGUGUCUGAAUUAGAAAUACAAUAUUAAUAAUGAUGCUUUCAUUAUUCCUGAACCUGAGAAUUGUUGUUUUUUUUUCGUUAGCCUGGCUAACUGCUUCACUGAGUCCGCCAUGAUGCACCUCCCUCCAGACUCCAACAGACCAAUCAAACACAGUCACAUGCAGUCAAAUGUCAAGGGUCAAAGUUUGAAUCCGCUUGAAGCUAUACCGCGGAUUUGCUUCGCUACAGGAAACUUAUCUUUCAUUUGCCCCUUUGCUUGCACCGAUUGGAGGUGGGCAGUGGGCAGAGCGUGGCCACUGCUACAUUUACUUGUUUGAUCGUGCCCUCAGAACGGGAGGGGUGAGGGGAGGCAGUUGGUUGCAAUAUGCAUCUUCACCUCCAGAAGCCACUACAUCCUACAAACUGAAACAAUUUUCUGAACAGAGUUUGGCCUUUAAAUUGUCGAAAUUGACUUAAGAAAUGCAAAGUCCAAGGAUUUAAACACACACAACCCAAAUUUAAGUAAAUGCCUCAAAUACAUUUACUUUCUUGGCAUUUGAAGAAUGCAUGAAUGCAUGCAUACAUCACUGUAUUGGUGUAUUGGUCAAUACAAUUCUUUUUCCUCAAAGACUGAAACAAUAAAUAAUGAAAACUUA